Molecule: messenger RNA, 690 nt
Organism: Linnemannia hyalina
Lineage: Eukaryota; Fungi; Mortierellomycota; Mortierellomycetes; Mortierellales; Mortierellaceae
Source: the annotation of a GenBank genome assembly
AUGUCCGUCAUCAACUCGCCCACAGCGAUACUCUCUCCAGGAUCAAGCGGCAUCCCACAACAAUUCCAUACUGCCAGCAGCCAACGCGACUUGGUGACAAAACGAAGCGCAACCUGGAGGUACCUCCAGCGGGUCCAUCAGGGCGGCAUGGUCCUCUACAACACAGCCGUCCUCUCCGAGGUUGACCUCCGGCAGGGGUACCCAUACAAUGAUGAGAAAAUGCAGCGGAGGACGAUGCAGUACUUUAUACUGGGUUCGUCUCUGGCGACCAUUCUAGAGAUCCCUGGCCAAGCCGACUGUCUCAAGGCAUUACAGGUUGUUGUCCAAGAAUACGAUUACUUUAUCGCCUCCGAGUCCAAAUCCAAAAUGGCGUUACUGGAGGGCAAGUCGUUCGAGGAGACGGGAGAGUAUUCACAACUGGACGUUCGACCAUUGCCUUUUCAAUUGGACUAUAUUAUCACAUUCGCAUCCCUGUGCGACAUGAUCGCCCAAGUCUACGAAAAGCUGUCAGGACAUGAAAACAUCUGGAACAUGCAAACCCUCGACCUCUUCCAGCGUGUCGACAAUCGGUUCAAGAAAAUACUGGCGACAGUAUCAAAGGAACUGGAAGUGAUGGCGAGGGAUGUUAUGGUCGACGAACUCAACAGCAUGGAUCCAUUAGGCGGUACGACCGAGGACUGGGGAUUCUAA